Molecule: messenger RNA, 492 nt
Organism: Hirsutella rhossiliensis
Lineage: Eukaryota; Fungi; Ascomycota; Sordariomycetes; Hypocreales; Ophiocordycipitaceae
Exons: 3
Coding region: 1-492 (163 amino acids)
Source: RefSeq, a predicted model, not a curated record
AUGGUAUGCCGGCAGCUCGACCGAAUCCGGCAGGGCGACGACGUAGGCGGCGGCCGCGGCCAGCUCUGCCUAUUUAUCGGCGGCGACGGCGGCACCGGCAAGUCGCGCGUCAUCGAGGCGCUCGUCGAGCUGCUCGCCUGGAGGGACCUAUCGAGCCACGGCGAGGGCCUCGUUGACGGCCGGUCGCGGAGGGACUGGCAGGAGAAGGAGGUGCUGGUGAUCGACAAGGUCAGCAUUCUCGGGGCGCAGACACUGCACACGGCCAACAAGCAGCUCUGCCGGCUACGGGGGUCGCACGUGGCGCUGGAGCUGCGGGGGGCGAGGACGACGACGGUCGCGGGCGAUGCCGUGGCCGUGCGACCCGUACAGCCUGUGCGGGAGCGGGACCCAGUGGGGAACCGGGUGCCCGAGGAGAUGACGGCAGCGCAGGCCCGGCUAGAGGAGCUUAGCAGGCAGACGACGCGGGAGGCGGCCGACUGGCUCAGCGGGUAA